Messenger RNA from Galleria mellonella (greater wax moth), 1188 nucleotides. RefSeq names its product glucosamine-6-phosphate isomerase (gene Oscillin). The transcript is spliced from 7 exons. Gene Ontology annotation, molecular function: glucosamine-6-phosphate deaminase activity; identical protein binding. The coding region runs from base 176 to 1012 and encodes 278 amino acids. The record is from RefSeq and is a predicted model, not a curated record. Gene Ontology annotation, biological process: N-acetylneuraminate catabolic process; D-glucosamine catabolic process; carbohydrate metabolic process. Gene Ontology annotation, cellular component: cytoplasm. NCBI's taxonomy places the organism in Eukaryota, Metazoa, Arthropoda, Insecta, Lepidoptera, Pyralidae.
CAGAGUGUCGCGCGACCUGUGUACACGACAACCGGUCGAGUAUAAAUAGCAAAGCUAAACUUAUUUUUUUUUAUUUAUAUAUGCAAAGUGAAUUUAGAAAUUGAAUAUUAGUAUAUUUAAAAAGAAAAAUCACGUGUUUGUUACUUUAUCUGUUUUUGUUAUUGCAAUUUUAAAGAUGCGCCUGAUCAUCCUGGAGGACGCGAGCGUAGUGGCGGACUGGGCGGCGCAGUUUGUGCUACAGCGGAUCACGCAGUUCGCGCCGGGGCCGGGCCGCCACUUCGUGCUGGGGCUGCCCACGGGCGGCACGCCGCUCGGCAUGUACCGCAAGCUCGUGCAGUUCCACAAGGAGGGGCGGCUCUCCUUCAAGUACGUCACCACGUUCAACAUGGACGAGUACGUCGGGCUGCCGCGCGAGCACCCCGAGUCGUACCACUACUACAUGUGGAACGAGUUCUUCAAGCACGUGGACAUCGACCCGAACAACGCGCACGUGCUGGACGGCAACGCGCCCGACCUGGCCGCCGAGUGUCGCCGUUUUGAGGACCUAAUACAGCAGGCCGGCGGCGUGCACCUCUUCAUCGGAGGCAUCGGUCCGGACGGGCACAUCGCGUUCAACGAGCCGGGCUCGUCGCUGGUGUCCCGCACACGCGUCAAAACGCUCGCCUACGACACGCUCGACGCCAACAAGCGCUUCUUCGGCAACGACAUGAGCAAGGUGCCGCGCCAGGCGCUCACCGUCGGCGUCGGCACCGUCAUGGACGCCAAGGAGGUGAUGAUAUUGAUAACGGGCGUGCAUAAAGCGCUGGCGCUGGCGAAGGCGGUGGAGGAGGGCGUGAACCACAUGUGGACUGUGUCCGCGUUCCAGCAGCACCCGCAGGCGCUGUUCAUAUGCGACGAGGACGCCACACUCGAGCUGCGCGUCAAGACUGUCAAGUACUUCAAGGCGCUGAGCGAGGAACACCAGAAGAUGAUCGCCGACCGGCCCGUUGACGAGCAGCGCCUCGUACACUGACCCCGACCUUCACCUUAACCCCGGCAGCCGGUGUCGGCCGCUCGCUCUAGUCUAAUGGUGGAGCACAACAAAUUGCUCGAGAUCACACGAUGAGUCACAACACAUUCUAUAGAUUCAUUAUCAAACAAUUAUGGUUUAAAAUUACUUUAAUUUUUAUUAUUAAGAGAAUAUUGUAA